CGGAAGCUGUGAGAGAGGGCGCAGCGCCGUCCUCCCACCGGAAGUGUCCGAUCUGAACCAUCCUGUAGGAGAGAAGAGCUCUCAAAACUAAGACGCUGCACAAAGCAGAAGUGGGUUUUCUGGGAAUACAUUUCAUCCCAAGAUGACGACAGAAUCAAAGAAAGCUACAGCUCAGAACCUUCAAGAGAAUUCAGGACUUCUGAUAGUGAAGAUAGAAGAAGAAGAUUUUGUCUGGAGGCAGGACACUUGCUUCCAGAGAAGCGAUGCCCUCACGCAGGAGCUCUGCCGGAAGCUUUUCAGGCAGUUCUGCUACCAGGAUUCCCCCGGGCCCCGUGAGGCGCUGCACCGGCUCCGCGAGCUGUGCCGCCAGUGGCUGAGCCCAGAAAUACACACCAAGGAACAAAUCCUGGAGCUGCUGGUGCUGGAGCAGUUCCUGACCAUCCUGCCUGCGGAGCUCCAGGCCCGGGUGCAGGAGCAGCACCCGGAGAGCGGGGAGGAGGUGGUGGCGGCGCUGGAGGAUCUGGAGAGAGGUGCUGAUGACUCAGUAGUCCAGGUGCCAGUCUUUGCACACGGACAAGAAAUACUCAGGGGAAGGGUGGCGCCUCCUGGACCAGUGCUCGGUGCCCAGUUCCGGCCAGUGCACCCCAAGGCCCUUCGGGAUUCUUCAGCACCCCCUGCGCUGGCCUCUGAUAAUGAGAGUAAAAACAAUGGAUCCAUGCCAAAGUUGGACAUUUUUGAAAAAAUGGAAUCACAGAGAAUUCUAGCAGGAAGAAUUUCAGAAUUCGUGUCGGAAGGAUCUGCUGAGCCUCAAGACAUCUGUAAGUCUCCAGCCAAGUUAAAGAGGCAAUGGGAAAAAGAAUCAGGGGGAUCUCAGAGACCAUCAUCUGCUCAGGAUGGAGGUUUCAGUAAAAUCCUUACCCACAAAAAUACACUUACAAGUGAAAUAAGCCAUGAUGGAUGUGACAGAAGCUUAAACCUGAACUCAAGUGAAUUUACACACCAGAAAUCUCAUAAACACAGUACCUAUGACCAAAGUUACAAAUGGAAUUCAGAUUUUAUUAAGCAUCAAAGAAUUUAUGCUGGAGAAAAAAUUCACCAAUAUGGAAAGUCUCUCAAGAACCCAAACCUUAUAAAACAAGCAGCAAUUUUUAGUGGGGAGAAAACCCACCAGUGUAAUGAAUGUGGGAAAGCUUUCAGACACAGCUCAAAGCUUAUUAGGCAUCAGAGAAUCCACACUGGAGAGAGGCCCUAUGAAUGUAAUGAGUGUGGGAAAGGCUUUGGGGGGAGCUCAGAUCUUACUAGACACCAGAGAAUUCACACUGGGGAAAGACCCUUUGAAUGCAAAGAAUGUGGGCGAGCAUUCAGCCUGAACUCACAUCUCAUCCUGCAUCAGAGAAUUCACACCAGAGAGAAACCCUAUGAAUGUAGUGAAUGUGGGAAAACCUUCAGAGUGAGCUCACACCUCAUUCGACACCUGAGAAUCCACACUGGAGAGAAACCCUAUGAAUGCAGUGAGUGUGGGAGAGCCUUCAGUCAGAGUUCACACCUUCGUCAACACCAAAGAAUUCACAAGAGGGAAAACCUGAUAAUGUAAAGAGCUUAAAUUUUUUAUGGAAAUGCUAAAGAAAUAGCAAAACAUGAAAAACACUGAAUAAAAAAUAUUGAGAUGAAUGACUGAAA
This is a messenger RNA of Suricata suricatta (meerkat), 1680 nucleotides long. It is a transcript of the gene ZNF165, whose product is annotated as zinc finger protein 165. The record is from RefSeq and is a predicted model, not a curated record. The coding region runs from base 143 to 1594 and encodes 483 amino acids. Gene Ontology annotation, biological process: regulation of transcription by RNA polymerase II. NCBI's taxonomy places the organism in Eukaryota, Metazoa, Chordata, Mammalia, Carnivora, Herpestidae. The transcript has 4 exons. Gene Ontology annotation, molecular function: RNA polymerase II cis-regulatory region sequence-specific DNA binding; DNA-binding transcription factor activity, RNA polymerase II-specific.